AUCAGUACGCGUUCUUCUUCGACACCGGCUCUAGGAGGUCUCCGUGGGUGCGUCACAGGUCUUCGAACGCGGACGCGAGGUUUUCGGCUCGGCUUAGCUUCGGAAGUUUUUUUUUUUUUUUUUUCAUGGAAAACUGUUGUUUUUUAAAACAUUAAAAUUUUAAACUUCCUUUGAUACAAUUUGAUGAAAACUCCACGGACUGUUCAAACUCAUUUUGCAAAACAUCUUAUCACGUGACGAAUUUUGUUUACUUUCUGCUCCUUGUUUUGGACCGUUACUACCGUCUCGUGUUUGUUUUCAGUAGGCUCUAUUUUUUUGGAUUUUUCUUUUUUUACAUAAUCACGCCUACUCCAUCUUUUAUCGAUUCACUCAUCUCUUGACUGGAUCCUCGGUUCAAAAUUCUAUUGCUUUUUAAAAUUAACUAUUGCUCAUACCAAACGAAACAGUUUCAAAGUUGAUGGCUUGUUUUGUGUUCAGUAAUAAAACCAAAUUUUAAACUAAAUUAUAAGAGAAAGUGACUCUUGCAACUCGAGGUGUCAUAAUAGGCUGGGCAUUUUGAACGGAUCACUUUUGACUGUAUGUGAGUUCAUCAUUCAUUUCAGUGUGCUGAAAAGUUCUUAAGCAAAAAUAUAUUGUUAUCCGCGACUACGGCAAAAUUUUGCCAGCCGUCACAGCUCUCUUGAUAUUUCAAGAAAUGUUGAUUGUCAGAACAUUGAAAUUUUAGUUUGAAAAAUUGAAGGAACAGUGCAUCUCAAAAUGUGGCCAACUAAGUGUUUCGGUUGUUGUGCGGUUUUAUGCUGGCUCGCGGUUAGUUAUUACGUCGAGGCUGCCGGAAACAUAUUCGCGAAUGCCAAUAGUGCCAACAGAGAAGCGUUGGGGAGGCUCAAAUCACCGAUAGGAGCAACGCCUCCGCAACCGCCUCCACAAAAUCACCAGUUUUUGGAUGAGGAUGAGCCAGAGGGCGAGUGCACUAACUGCGUGGAGGAGGGCCCAAAAGUAAGCAAGUGGACCAUGCCUCUCUUAAAGAUGGGGGAGAAACGAUACUACCUCGGAAUUUUCUUUAAGGCCAACUGGUACAGAGCCACACAAUAUUGUCGGUAUCACGGCAUGCACUUGGCAAGUAUAGGCAGUCAAGAAGAAAACGACAAGUUAGAAAAACACAUCAAAGACUACGGUCUGGGAGCGGAGCACUUCUGGACGUCGGGGACUGACCAGGCGGAGGAGGGAACUUUCUUCUGGAUGUCGACGGGGAAGCCGGUGACGUUCACCAACUGGAACGCUGGCGAGCCCAACAACUUCCGCUACGAGAACGGCGAGGAAGAGCAUUGCCUUGAGCUCUGGAACAGGGAUGGCAAGGGCAUGAAGUGGAACGAUUCCCCUUGCUCCUUUGAAACUUACUUUGUCUGCGAGAUCUAGGGCCCCAGAUGAGCCCUUCGGAAGAAACCCGGCUCCUCAUAAGACUAAUUUCAAUCUUUAUACCGAGAAAUACAGAAAAAAUCCCUCACUGAAAAGAAAAAUUCCGGCCGUGGAGGCCGUACUUACGGGAUAUACAGACAUACCGACCGCGUUCCAGGCUGAGAGGCCAAAAGUCCUGGGUGCGGCAUCCUUAGCGGUCGAAGCUACGGCUCCAGCACCCGGAACUUUCGGCCUUUGAGCCCGGAACGGACGGUAUGUCCAUACAGCCCGUAACUUCUUUUUCAGUGUUAGUGAACCUUUUUUCAAUUUGUUUAAAAAAAGUAUUUGCUUAAAAGAUUCAUAUUUUGGCUCACUUUCUUAUUAUAUACACGGUGGAGAGAACAUUUAUUUUACCUUUAAAAUUAUUUUUGAAAGGGGGGAUUUUUUUUUUUAAAUUCAAUGACGUUGUUUUUCUUAAUUCAAAGAAAAGUUCUUUUGUUCAUAGCAACUAAUCUAUUUUUCUUUGAAUUAAAAAAAGACAAAAAAAUCAGUUUCAAUUUUUUGUGUAGACGAAAGAAAGUUUUCAAAUAAAAAAAAUAGGAUCGCUAAACUGUUAUUUGAAUGAAAGCAAAUGUUUUCAAAUUAUAAGAAAGUUAUUUUAAACAGAUCUUUUAGUGAAUAGUAAACUUGCGACUGUCUAAUUUUAUUCACCUCCUAAUUGUAUCAGAUCAAAAUAGGGAUUAAAAACCCACUCCUACUCCUUUGCGACUCAUAUCUGCAAAAGUCUUACGCAGGGAUGUUUGAGUAUUGUGACGCACAUGUUCAGCUUUUUUACACUCUUCAUCUUCACAACGAAUAGGUAACACGACACACCAAUAGAAUCCCGUCAUUCAUAAAAUACACAUCAAUGAAUAGAACUUAAGCUAGGAAAAAUAAAUCAUCAUCAAGUGAUUUCUGAACAUUUGAUUCAUGCAGUACAUUCAGCUUUAACCUCUCCCCCCUCCCCUCUCUACCCCAUUCAUAAAAUAGCGUGAUGUAGAUUGUAACUUCCUCGUUUCAAAUGCGUUACACAUUACUUGAACUAUUUACGAGAAUGGGGCCUUUGGCGUCAAGAUGAAGAGUGAAAACUCAGUGAUUACUUCUAUAGUUGAAAAAUCCCGAAAAAAAAGUACAACAUUUAUCCUUACUGUAUUUUUAUUAACCCUCACCUUUACGUAAAUUACUCUAAAGACUUACAUUAACGUUGUUUCCUUUUCUCUUACCCAUAAAGAUUGUAUUUUUUUUUUUAAAAAAAAAAAAAGAAAAAGAAAAAUGAAGUUUGUAUAUUACCCUAUGAAUUCGUGUAGUUUAAGUUAAGGAAAACUGUACAUUAUUUAGGGAUUAUUCAUAGUAAAUUUAAGAAAUUCGAUGUAUAUAAAUAAAAUUGUUCCAGAUUAUGA
Messenger RNA from Bemisia tabaci, 2834 nucleotides. The record is from RefSeq and is a predicted model, not a curated record. Lineage: Eukaryota; Metazoa; Arthropoda; Insecta; Hemiptera; Aleyrodidae.